AUGGGCAAGUCUAUGAAAGCCGGGAAAGUGGUGCUGGUCCUGGCUGGACACUACUCCAAACAUAAAACCAUCAUUGUGAAGAACAUCGAUGAUGGCACCUCAGACCGCCCUGACAGCCAUGCCCUGGUGGCUGGAAUUGACCGCCAUCCCCGAAAAGUGAUAGCUGCCAUGGGCAAGAAGAAAAUCGCCAAGAGGUCAAAGAUCAAGUCCGUUGUGAAAGUUUAUAACUACAAUCACCUCAUGCCUACCAGGUACUCUGUGGAUAUCCCCUUGGACAAGACUGUUGUCAAUAAGGAUGUCUUAAGAGACCCAGACCUGAAAUGCAAGGCCAGGAGAGAUGCCUAG
This is a messenger RNA of Acomys russatus (golden spiny mouse), 345 nucleotides long. RefSeq names its product 60S ribosomal protein L27-like. Lineage: Eukaryota; Metazoa; Chordata; Mammalia; Rodentia; Muridae. The coding region runs from base 1 to 345 and encodes 114 amino acids. Gene Ontology annotation, biological process: translation. Gene Ontology annotation, molecular function: structural constituent of ribosome. The record is from RefSeq and is a predicted model, not a curated record. Gene Ontology annotation, cellular component: ribosome; cytosolic large ribosomal subunit. The transcript has a single exon.